This is a messenger RNA of Centropristis striata (black sea bass), 1743 nucleotides long. It is a transcript of the gene tubb4bl, whose product is annotated as tubulin, beta 4B class IVb-like. Lineage: Eukaryota; Metazoa; Chordata; Actinopteri; Perciformes; Serranidae. The record is from RefSeq and is a predicted model, not a curated record. Gene Ontology annotation, cellular component: cytoplasm; microtubule. Bases 114 to 1448 code for a protein of 444 amino acids. Gene Ontology annotation, molecular function: GTPase activity; GTP binding; structural constituent of cytoskeleton. Gene Ontology annotation, biological process: microtubule cytoskeleton organization; mitotic cell cycle. The transcript has 4 exons.
CGAGCAAAUCCCGGGCGGACGAUCGACUGCAGGAGCCAUCAUCCUGUGAAUCUCUUGCUGCUCAGAAUUCCCCGUCUCUCCUUCUCGACCGUCCUCGCUCCCAUCUUUCCAAAAUGCGCGAAAUUGUGCAUUUGCAAGCCGGUCAGUGCGGAAACCAGAUCGGAGCCAAGUUCUGGGAGGUGAUCAGUGAUGAGCAUGGCAUUGAUCCCACUGGUACCUACCAUGGAGACAGUGAUCUGCAGCUAGACAGAAUCAGCGUCUAUUACAAUGAGGCCACAGGUGGGAAGUAUGUGCCCAGAGCCAUCCUGGUGGAUCUGGAGCCUGGAACGAUGGACUCAGUCAGGUCUGGUCCCUUCGGGCAGAUCUUCAGACCCGACAACUUUGUCUUUGGUCAGAGCGGAGCUGGAAACAAUUGGGCCAAGGGCCACUACACUGAGGGCGCCGAGCUGGUGGACUCCGUCCUGGAUGUUGUGAGGAAAGAAGCUGAGAGCUGCGAUUGCCUGCAGGGCUUCCAGCUCACUCACUCCCUUGGUGGCGGUACCGGCUCCGGUAUGGGCACCCUGCUCAUCAGCAAGAUCCGCGAGGAGUACCCCGACCGCAUCAUGAACACAUUCAGCGUGGUGCCUUCUCCAAAGGUGUCCGACACUGUGGUGGAGCCCUACAACGCCACUCUCUCCGUCCACCAGCUGGUGGAGAACACAGAUGAGACCUACUGCAUUGACAAUGAAGCUCUGUAUGAUAUCUGCUUCCGCACACUUAAACUCACCACCCCCACCUACGGAGAUCUCAACCACUUGGUGUCCGCCACCAUGAGCGGGGUGACCACAUGUCUGCGUUUCCCCGGCCAGCUCAACGCUGAUCUCCGUAAACUAGCUGUCAACAUGGUGCCCUUCCCCCGUCUGCACUUCUUCAUGCCCGGCUUCGCCCCCCUCACUAGCAGGGGCAGCCAGCAGUACCGCGCCCUGUCUGUGCCCGAGCUCACCCAGCAGAUGUUCGACGCUAAAAACAUGAUGGCCGCCUGCGACCCACGCCACGGCCGCUACCUGACCGUUGCUGCAGUGUUCAGGGGCCGCAUGUCCAUGAAGGAGGUCGACGAGCAGAUGCUGAACGUGCAGAACAAGAACAGCAGCUACUUCGUUGAAUGGAUCCCGAACAACGUGAAGACCGCCGUGUGCGACAUCCCACCCCGUGGUCUCAAAAUGGCCGCCACUUUUAUAGGUAACAGCACAGCCAUCCAGGAGCUGUUCAAGCGCAUCUCCGAGCAGUUCACCGCCAUGUUCCGCCGUAAGGCCUUCCUCCACUGGUACACUGGUGAGGGCAUGGAUGAGAUGGAGUUCACAGAGGCAGAGAGCAACAUGAACGACCUGGUGUCCGAGUACCAGCAGUACCAGGACGCCACCGCCGAGGAGGGCGAGUUUGAGGAAGAGGGAGAGGAAGAAGUCGCCUAAAACCACAGCCUACCAUCUGCCAAACCUCAUCUUACCUCAUCCAUCCCCCUUCAUCAUGAAUUGAACGCUCUGAAAAACUGUCAUCAUCUAGAUCACUGUUGCUCUAGUGUUAGACAUUGACAUGUACUGAAACUAGUGAAGUUUUUGGUGAAAAUGUUUUCGUUUGUUGUGAAUGCACCGAUUUAACGACAUCCUUUCAUUUUUCCUGUCAUUGCCUUUGCGGAAUUCAAAAGCAAGUGAUUUUAACUGUGAAGCCUUGAAGUUGGAGGGUAAAUAAAAUCUGAUUAAAAGGCCA